GGAAACACGAGACAGAACAUUCGUAAGCACCAUGUGGGCUACAGCACUCGCAGUAUUCUGCUUAGUGACCCCUCUCGCUAAAUCUGAGGACUCCUGCCCAGAAGUGAAGAUCAUUGGAGUUGGGGAAUCUGACAAGCUGACCAUACUAAGAGGAUGUCCUGGUCUUCCGGGACCUCCUGGACAAAAAGGAGAACCUGGGUCAUUUGGAGAGAAAGGUGAAAAGGGACUGGCAGGAAUCCCAGGGAAAGCUGGACCCCCAGGACAAAGAGGUGAAGCUGGUGCCCAAGGAAUACAAGGACUUAAGGGGGAAAAGGGAGACAGCGGCACAUCCCUGUAUGCUGCGAGGAACUGUAAGGAGCUGUUGGAUCAGGGAGAGGUCCUCAGUGACUGGUACACAAUAUACCCAGAUGGCGAGCGACCCCUGAAGGUGCUGUGUGAUAUGCACACCGAGGGAGGAGGCUGGAUUGUUUUCCAGAGACGUUGGGAUGGCUCUGUAGACUUUCUGCGCGACUGGAAUUCCUACAAGACAGGAUUUGGCAGCCGUUUAAAUGAGUUCUGGUUGGGAAAUGACAAUAUUCACAAGAUAACAUCAGCUGGCGAUUGGGAGCUUCGUGUAGAUCUUCAGGACUUUGAGAACGCCAAGGCCUAUGCUAAAUAUGCGUCUUUUAAAAUCCUGGGAGAGGAUGAGAAGUACAAGUUGCUACUUGGAGCCUUCAAGGAGGGGAAUGCAGGAGAUUCCCUGAAUCAUCACAAUAAUAUGCAGUUCAGCACCAUGGACCAAGACAACGAUGUCUAUGCAGAAGGAAGCUGUGCCACAAUGUACAAAGGAGCCUGGUGGCAUGGAAGUUGUCACAAUUCAAACCUAAAUGGGUUGUAUCAUCUGGGACAACAUAGCAGCUAUGCCGAUGGCAUAAACUGGAGCGGUGCCAAAGGAUACUACUACUCUUAUAAACAUUCUGAAAUGAAAAUCCGGCCAAUAACAGAAAUGAGGAAGUAGAGAAACGUGAGAACAAAACAAGUUGGGUUCGGGCAUAAGUUAUAUUUUCUUUCAUAAAGGGGGUGCUUACUGAUCUACUGGCAGUCUGGUCUCCUAAGCAGUAACCCCAUGUAUUGAGUUCUUCAAGAUUUUAUUUCCUUAAAUAUGAUGCUUCUACACCUUACACACACGCAAAUAUAUAUAUGAAUUAAACUGACUUUCAAACAAGCAUCAGAUCAGAAGUAGCCAUGUUCUACUCAUUGUGAAUAUCUCCUAUUCCAUUAUGACAAUUGUUCAAGUAUAUUUAGAGCAAAAAACAUCUACUUGGUUAUGUUAAUGCAACAUUGCAAUUUGAUUGGUGUUGGUAUCUUGUCUAAAGAUGAUAUUAUUGGAGUUAGGGGCAUAAAAGUGAAUUUCAAAGUCCCAGAAACUCAUUUAAACUCCCAUUACAAAUGCUUAUAUAUACAUAAAGGCUUAAUGUAACGUUUUAACAGAUUUUCUUCUGUAUUUGACCCAUUGAGAAUUCUCAAAAAGCCUGCAUCCAGAACCAUCUUAUACAUCUUCCUAGUGUAGGUGAUGUCACAUGUGUAAAGUUUCUUUGGCAUAAUUUCCCUUGUAUUUAACCUUCUACAGUAUAUCUUUUUUAAUAUAGCAUUUUUUUGGUCCUUAUUUUCUCAAACCAAAGAUAGUUCAAAACAAUAAAUAAUGAACAAAACAAUACAGGAGUGUUGAGUCACAAAAUAUUAAGUUCAAUUACAGCCACAAUAGUAAGUAGAAAAGUGAGAAAGACAUGUCAUAAACCCAAACAACAGUAAAGGAGAAAGGAAAUUAUUGCUGCUAAUAUUUUAAUUUGGAAAGAUGUGGUAUGAGAAUGUAUACCCAGAAUAUGAAACUAAUAAAGUAUUAUCAAAUUUAUUUUAAAAAUAA
Bombina bombina (fire-bellied toad) is the source of this 1903-nucleotide messenger RNA. RefSeq names its product ficolin-1-like. Lineage: Eukaryota; Metazoa; Chordata; Amphibia; Anura; Bombinatoridae. Bases 32 to 997 code for a protein of 321 amino acids. The transcript is spliced from 9 exons. The record is from RefSeq and is a predicted model, not a curated record.